UCGCUUGUAAACAAAUUUCUUGGCAGCGGUUCAAGUGAAAAUUUAACAAAUGCUGUUGCAAAGCUGAGACGCUAACAAAACAAAAUGGACAACAACAAGAAAGACAUCUACAAUCUUUGGGUGCAAUACACAACAAAGAAUGACGAGACAUAUUUUCGUGAGUUUGUCUCGCGUUUUGUGAACAUUUGGCGUAGUCAACUGCAGCUGGACUUUCAAUCAGCUGAAUGUCCGCUGUGGCACGAGGUGCAACCAGAUAAUGGACCACAUCUUGGACGGUUGCCGGAUGAGCUGCUGCCGGCCAUUGGCAAGUUUCUGAUUGUGGCACGCGAUGCCAGCGAUAUGAACACACUCGAAGAGGAGGGCAUUGAGGAGGUGGCCAUAUUGGUUGACUGUUUGGUAAUUGUCUGUCGGCACUUUGACAACAUAUUAGCCAUCAUCAAGUACGAGUACAAGCCCAAUCUAAUCGCCAUACUAACCAAGGUGUUCACGCAACAAAUGGAGCAGCGACGCGCAUCGGCUGCAAUGAUUCAUUUGUGUGGCAGUUUCUCGUCAUUUCUGGAGGUCAUGUACGAUCCGUAUCUAACAUGGCGCAGCUUUCUGCGUGGCCAAAUAGCAGAUUACACACGGCUGCCGUACAAGCCGCACUCGGUGCAUGUGGAGAUCGUUCCCUUUAUCUAUGAUUGUUUCCAGAACGAAGAACUGCUCCGGUUCCCAGAUAUCGGCGAGAGACUGCUCCAUGUGCUGGGCGCCAUUAUCUGCGGCUCUCAGAAAACUUUAAACUCGAACUCAACAACAACAACAACCACAACAACAACAAAUAGAAAUACUAACGCUCUAAUUACUACAAACGCCCCCCGCUCGGGUGAUGGGCAACUACUUCUAAACUGUGAUAACUUGCGCAAUGGCAUGAGAGCCAUUUGCCCGGCAACGGUUUCCAUUAUCAUGCGCAUCCUGCAACGCUGGGAGAGCGCCAACACUUUGCGUCGUGUUGCACUCAAUUGUUACGCGCUGAUGGUCAUUGUACUUCAGAAAUCUAGUCCAGAAGAACGCCAAAUAGAUCUAGUUACGUUAAUACAACUCUAUUGUGAUGCACUGCAGCUGCUGCUGGCGACCAAGCACUUUGACAGCGGAGUCGCUAGCUUCGAUAUAACCAGCGACAGCGAUAGCGAUGUUGCCAUCGAUAUGAAUGCGCUCUCCGCCAGCGUGGCAGCGAUUCAACUCUUUCUGCCGGCCAUUGGCAAUGGGGCAUCGGCUGUCUGUGAGGCCAUUAGCGAAACCAAUCUACUGGAGCUGCUCAUUGGACUGCCGCAGAGUAUUAAGCAUUGGCACGUUUCGCAUACGAGUGCUCUGAUCAGCAACAUGGAUGCACUAGCUGCACUGACGCACAGCUCGCCACGCAGCGCGGAUCAUUUACGGCAAGCUGGACGCAUUGACAGACUCUUCAGCAGUAUGCGUGAAUUUGAAAUGCCCUCAGCUGCUUUACUGGAAUCUUGCUUCAGUUUGGGCUACAUCGCCGAGCAGCGUGUGCUUGUGCUGCCCGAGGUGAUGCUGCAGUUGGUGGAGUGGCUGCCCCAACUGCAGGAAACAGAGCAACUGCACGUUAGCGCAAUGCUACUCAAGGGCUGCACAGACAAUUUUGGCACUAAAACUGUUAGCUGUCGCAGUCGCGUUGUGAAGGCCGUCUGUGCUUGUCUGCUGCGCGGAGGAGAUGCUCUGGCUGAGACCUGUGCCCAGAAUCUAAUCAAGCUGAUCGAAGAGUUGAGCAAGUUGAGCAUUGUCCCAGUGGAGCUUAAGUCCAUAUUUGCGCUACUGCGACCGGGUACGCAAUUUGCCCAGCUUAAACAGCUGCAACAGACACUCGUCGUGAUUGCGCUGCAGAGUCUGCGUGGCAGCGCCUGUUGUGCCGAGUAUUUUGCCAUCGAGCAGCCGACGGAUGGCAUCACAGUGCCCGACAUCAAGAACUGGACACUCUCCGGCUCAUAUGGUUUCAUUUUUCACAUGCUCGUCCGUUUUACCACUACCACUUCGGAUCCGUCGCAGUCGAAUGUACGACGCAUGCUGCUCACUCUGCAAACGGCCAGCGGCGGUGGCUUCGAGGUUUUCGUGCAGCCCAAUGGCAACGUUGUCGUUGCAGCUCUGACUCGUCGCGAAUACCUCACGUCGGCAACGGCAACGAAAACUCUGUUGGAUGGCCAGUGGCACUAUCUCACCGUGGCCAUAACGCCGCCAAAACGACCCUUCUCCUACAGCCAGAUCAACAUCUUUGUGGAUUUUGUGCAGAAACUCAGCGCCACACUCAAAGUGCAAGCCGUCAACGAAUCGUUUACAGUGUGCAGCAUUGGUGCUGUGGUGGCGCCACAACCAAAGCAGAGCGACGUCGCCAAAGGUGGCUCUUUGCCGCGCUCCAGCUCACAGGAGAGCGGACCCGCCUUCAAGAGCAUGCUGCCCAGUCUGCUGGAGAGGACCUUGUCAGCAAAUGUCUCCAACUAUUUUACGCUGCCGCUGCGCACUCAAACGGCCUUCGAUCCGAAUGUGAAGAACUUUCCCAUUGGCAUGCAGGACACAGUGUUUGGGGAGCAGACGUGCCUUCGUGGCCACGUGGGUGGUGUGCUGCUGGCGGAUCCAACGACCAGCCUGAAAACGAUCUUUGAUGCGGGCAUGAACUUUAGUUCGAUCUUCUCGCAGGACAACGAUUUGCUCGAGUUGAAUUCCCGUUUCGUUUUCUGCUAUGCGCCCGGUGCUGUUUGGCAUGGCAGUUGCCAGGAUUUGAUACCAGGCGGUCGGUAUCCGGGACGCAUUAGUGCACAGCACUGCAAGACUGUCAAGAUGCAGGAUACGAUCAAUAGCAUUGGAGGAAUCAAUGCCAUACUGCCCAUGCUGCAUCGAUUGAUCAGGGAGCAGGGCGAUGCGGAUGUUUCCAUUGGCAGCAGUUACAGUGAUGAUUCUGCUCCUGCAUCUCUGAAAACUCCAACAGCUGAAGAGUUGACGGAUUGGGAAAUGCUCUCCUCCAAUUCGUAUACGGAGUGGAAGAUGAUCCAACAUCCGUUGGCCAGUCUGCUGUGUCUCCUCCGAUAUCUCACCCACGACCACGAGAACAAUCAGCAACAGCUGCUCACCAGCGAAUGUUUGGCUAUUAUUGGCACCAUGCUCCAACGUUGUCCAUCCGCUCUGUUCGAUGUCAACGCCCUGAUGGCCACACAUUUGCUGAUGGAGUCCUUGCAGGCACACAAAUCCACACCGGGAAGCAAUUCACAACUGUUGGAUGCACUCUACGAGCACAUUGUCUUUGACUUUGCCAUUUGGUCGCGUUUGCAGUUUCAAAUAACGCUCGGACAUGCUCAAUAUCUGAGUGCAAUGAUCAAGAAUGAUCGGAAAUACUUUCGACGACGCUAUGGCGUCCAGUUCAUGUUGGAUGUGGUGCGUCAGUAUUACAGCACACCGGAUAAUAUCUGCAGCGAUGAUGCAAGAACCAUUCGUGCCACACUCUUUAGCAUUGUGCGUUUCUACCUGCAAAAGGAUGUCAACAUCAAGGAGGUGAAUGCUCUGAUUGCAUGUUUGGCAUCGGUACGACAGGAGCUCGUUCUCAUCGAUCUGCUCGAGAUGUUGACCUUCUAUGUGCGUGGCAAGAACUGCAAGGAUCAGAUGGUUUUGCUGCUCCACGAACCACAGAGCGCCAAUCUCAUCUACAACUUCUUCGUGGACAAGAGUUACAGCAGCGAAGUCCAAGAGGCUGCCAUUCGCUUCAUCAGCGGUUUGCUGGCCACGUCGCGUGUGCAUCACAAGUAUAAGCAGGUGCUCCGGCUGUACGAUCAGAGCAGCGAGCAGAGCAUGUUCCCCGGUUUCUUUAGCUUUAUAACCCCCAUGUCGCUGAGUUCAACUAUAUUGUUUCAUCUGGUGGAUGAGAUGCUGAGCGCACAGCCCGACUAUGGCGGACUCAUGUUUGUCGUCUAUCAUGUGAGCAGCUGUGAUCUGCAAGUGAAACUGGAGAUAGCGAAGCGUCUGCUCCAGACCACCUUUGUCAAGCAACACUCGACGGCGGCGAUUGCCAAGCAGACGGGCUGGCAGGAGUCCAUAGCAAGACUGCUGAUCCGCAAGCCGAUUACGUGUGUGUCACCGGUGGAGGAGCGCAGGCGCAGCUUUGGUAUCAACAUGGAUGUGCUCCUGGAGGAUAAUUCCAGUUUUCUGGCUCAGGCCGAUCUAAUAACGUUCUCUGAGCAGGAAAUCGGACUCGCACAACUGCAACAGCAGCAGGCUCAGCAAGAUGAGCAAAGUGAAAGCGGCCUCAUCCUCAACGAGAUUCAGGCGAGCGUCUCCGAAGCCGCAACGGUUAUUGAAAGCGAGAUUAAAGAAUUAGCGGAAUCUGUUUCCGGCGCCGUUGUGGAGAAUGUGAAUAGCGUCUUCUCGGUUUUACGGCAGACAACGCACGAUAUUCAGGACACCUUCGAGUCGCUAACCCUUGGCAGCGCCACGGAAACGGAUAGCACACCAAGUGCUUCACUGCAGCGCGAGGAAUCGCUGAGCUCGGAAAGCUCCACGCAAUCGCCACAUGGCACGGCCAAGAAGAGUGACUCUUUGGAGAGCAACUCGGCUUUUGAUUUUAUGGCUGAGGGCGAUGUGGACAGCGAGGAGCAGCUGGUUUAUCUGGUCUCCAAUACGCUCUUCAACGUUUUCUGGCGUGGCAUUGGCAACGAUCAUCCGCAUUGUUGGCAGGAGCGUGGCCAGGUCCUUGGCUGCAUCAAUCUGCUGGCGUUGAACAAUGAGCUGAUUACCUCGCAUCUAUCGCUGCGUCUGCGCAUUCUGGAAAUGGCGGUGCAGGCAUCGCUCUUCGAUCUCUCCGAGCAUGGCAGUCAAACGCUCAUCAAUCAGGAGAACGCCUCGCACAUUUUGCGCAUGGUUUACGAGCUGGUGGUGCUGGGCUCAAAUGAAGAUGAGUCCAAGAAGUGCUCCACGAAGUUGCUGGACGGUGUCCUCGCCCUGCUCGAUGCUCUGAUGAUAUUCCAGCACGGCUCCUCGGACGAUUGGUCGGAUAUGAUACGCUUGUGCUUGGGUCUCUUGCUCAAGUGCUCGCAUCACCCGAAUCCUGGCAUUGUGGCCAUGGCCACCGCUAAACUGCAUGCCAUACUACAAAGUCGAUCCACCGAGGAUCCUGCUGAGCUUUCCUACUUGCUCUACAGCAUUAACAGAGCGCUCGACAAUGCCAUCGAAGUUGGUAAUCCGGAGGAAUAUUCGUUUCUAAUGCCCGUGAUGAAGGCGUUGCUGGAGAAAUGCCGCUUCGCCUUCAACUUGGACUCCACGUUGCCCGAUCUGCCAUCGACCUCGUCGGGUCCGGUAUUCUUCAAUGACUUCCAAAUGUACAGCACCAGCAAAAAGUGGCGCAACUUUAUGGAACGUAUGGUAAAGCCACUUUAUGAUCGCUAUCAGCGCGAAAUUGAGCUGAAUCUGUGGGAGCCGAUCAAUCGCUUCUGGGCCGAGUGCUACGAGGCAUGCAAGGGGGCGUCGAAGCAGCGUGCCAGCUUUCAAGCGACGAAUCGUCGAGUGUUCCAACAAAAGAUCUAUAUGCCGUGGAAGGUGCGGCAGGUGGAGGAGAUGCAGCGACUCCAAAAUGCGGCACUGCAACACAAAACGAACGACAGUCACAUACGGAAGAGAUGGAAGGCCGCCAAGCGUUUCUUGUACGGCCCUCGGGGACCCUGGUUUACCGGAGAGCUGGCCGAGGAGUUUUGGAAGUUGUCGCCACACGAGAAUGUGGCUCGCAUGCGUCUCAAGCUGGAGCCACAGCUGUAUCCCAACAAGCACGAGAAUGCCGCCAAUCUGCGUGAUAAUGCGACCAAUGCCUACGACACAAAAGAAAUAUCCGAAUUUGAUUCAACCAUUAAGAAUGCUGUGGUGCGCGACUUCCUAGCCGAUGAUGAGAGCUCGCAGCUGGAGGAGGAGCUGCGUCAGUUGAUUGAUACGCAGUCGCAGCAGGACGCAGCAUUGGAGAAGCUAGUCAUGUCGCAGGACUGUGAGCUGAUAACGCUAAUGACCAAGGUCAAGGGUCGCAUUGAGGUCAAUCAAAGUGUGUUUACCUUUGUGGAUCUGAGUCCAGCCUCCGAGGAUGGCUCCAAGCAUGAUUUCAGAUUUUCAAUCAACAAAAUUCGGGAGGUUCAUCUGCGCAAAUAUAAUCUGAGACGCAGCGCUCUGGAGAUCUUUCUGAUAGAUCAGACCAGUUACUUUCUCAACUUUACGACCAAGACGCGCAACAAGGUAUUCACCAAAAUCGUCGGUCUUCCCUUACCAAAUAUUCUGUAUGGAUCCGGUCGCUCGCCACCCGAGUUGUUGAGGGCUUCUGGUCUUACCCAGCGUUGGGUCAAUCGUGAAAUAUCCAAUUUUGAGUACUUGAUGUACCUAAACACCAUAGCUGGCCGCUCGUACAACGAUCUUAGCCAGUAUCCCGUCUUCCCGUGGAUCCUAGCUGACUACACCAGUGACGUGCUGGAUCUAACCGAUCCUCGUUCAUUUCGUGACUUGUCCAAGCCAAUUGGAUGCAUCAAUCCCAAGAACGAAGCUGAGGUGCGCAGCAAAUACGACUCCUUUGAGGAUCCGUCGGGUGCCAUACCAAAGUUCCACUAUGGAACACACUACUCAAACUCUGCCGGCGUGCUGCACUAUCUGCUGCGCGUUGAACCCUUCACAUCGCUCCAUGUGGACCUGCAAAGUGGCCGUUUCGAUGUGGCCGAUCGACAAUUUCACUCCAUACCGCAAACGUGGAAGCUACUAAUGGACAAUCCCAAUGAUGUCAAGGAGCUGAUACCCGAGUUUUUCUACUUUCCCGAGUUUUUGAAGAAUAUGAACAAAUUCGAUUUGGGUCACUUGCAAAUCACCAAGGAGAAGGUUGACGAUGUCAUUUUGCCUGCCUGGGCUACCAGUCCGGAGGAGUUCAUUGCCAUACAUCGUCGUGCACUGGAGUCCGAAUAUGUUAGCCAGCAUCUGCAUCAGUGGAUCGACCUCAUCUUUGGCUAUAAGCAGAAGGGUUCCCGCGCAGUGGAGGCCCUAAAUGUUUUCUACUAUUGCUCCUAUGAGGGUGCCGUGGAUCUGGACAAAAUCACCAAUACCAUUGAACGGGAGGCUGUUGAGGGCAUGAUCAAUAACUUUGGCCAGGUGCCGUCACAACUGAUGCGGGAGCCACAUCCUCGUCGACUCACCCAAGAUGAGACUGCAUUGAAACUAGUCCGCGCCGAGUUGCGACGACCCGAUUUUACCCAGUUCCUGGACAAGGUGGUGCAGUACUAUUGCGAACUGUCCACGCCCAAGGAUCCCAUUGUGUACCUGAGUCCGCCACGCAGUCCGCCGCGCUCCUUCCUACAGCUGAGUCCCGAUGUGCUCGUCAGCGUGUCGAAAGGCUGCAUAUUGGGCUGCAACUCGUGGAUGUCGUUUGACAAGGAGCAAGGAUUUCUGCUCGAAAUCGAUGCGACCACAACGAAUCUGAAAAACCGUAAGCGUGUCUUUGGGCCGUUUCACUCCUCGCUGCCGCCGCACUCGCAGAACUUUGCCGUCAGCACCGAUGGCAAAUUGCUGUAUGCCGGUGGUAUUUGGGAUAAUGCGUUGCGUGUCUACAAUCUGAACAAGGGCAAAUCGGUGGCUUCGGUUACCCGCCAUCUGGAUAUCAUAACCUGCCUGGCGCUGGAUAAUUGUGGCUCCUAUCUGGUGACAGGGUCGCGUGACUGCACCUGCAUUGUGUGGAGCAUACAGAGCAAUCAGCAGGGCGGCUCGGCAACCAGCAACAUUCCAGUGCACGCUCUGACAGGACAAUCACAUCUGCAGGCCAUCACUCAGCUGAAUACACAGAAUAGCUACUCACCGAAGCCCCUAACCGUGCUCUAUGGCCACGAUGAUGCGGUGGCCAGUGUCGCUAUCUAUACGGAGCUGGAUCUCGUUGUGUCGGGUUCACUGGAUGGCACUGUUAAUGUUUACACCCUGCAAGAGGGUCAAUUUGUGCGCACCUUGAAGCCCAUCGGCUGCACUGAGUCCUGUGUGCAAAUCUCCUUUGUCACCGUUUCAUAUCAUGGUCACAUUGCAUUCAGCGCCUUGGACGACACAUCGCAUUCGGUGCACGUGUAUAGCAUCAAUGGGGCCAGUCUGGGCUCCAAAUAUGUCUCGGGACGUGUGACAGGACUCGUCUGUGCCUCGGAUUAUCUAGUGGUUGCUGAUGAUGCCGGGGACAUAACCAUGAGUCGUCUACACGGACUGAAGCCCGUCUUUGACAUUCCGUUACAUGUGCCCAUACAAACCGUGGUUGUUACACCGGGCAAUACGCAUAUCCUGGCACCAUUGCGUGAUGGACGCCUCGCUGUGGUUGCCGUCCAGCUGCCCACUGGCAACACCAAGAAGCAUUCCGUGCUGAAUGUCUAAGAAGCCGGCGAGAAGCCUCCCAAGUCUCACUCGGCGGGAACGUCAAUUCCUUCGCUUUCCUUUUAAAUAUUGAACCGAGAAUAACAAGAAUCACUUUUGUCCAGUUUUUAGCAUUGUUUAUUGGAGAAUCCCUAGCAAUAUUUUCUUGAUUCGCUUUGUGCAUUGUCGUAUUUGUUUUAUAUAUAUUUAAAUAUGUAUUUAUUUAUUUUUCAUGUCGUUACGUGCCAAAAAGAAAAAAAAAAACACAAAUGGCCAAAAAAAAAAGCAGGCCAAACAUUUUGAGUAGUA
This is a messenger RNA of Drosophila grimshawi, 8679 nucleotides long. RefSeq names its product neurobeachin-like protein 1. Bases 85 to 8391 code for a protein of 2768 amino acids. The record is from RefSeq and is a predicted model, not a curated record. Gene Ontology annotation, molecular function: protein kinase binding. Gene Ontology annotation, cellular component: cytosol; membrane. Lineage: Eukaryota; Metazoa; Arthropoda; Insecta; Diptera; Drosophilidae. Gene Ontology annotation, biological process: intracellular protein localization. The transcript has 29 exons.